Messenger RNA from Camelina sativa (false flax), 594 nucleotides. The record is from RefSeq and is a predicted model, not a curated record. NCBI's taxonomy places the organism in Eukaryota, Viridiplantae, Streptophyta, Magnoliopsida, Brassicales, Brassicaceae.
AUGAUCAAAACGUUGUUCUACACCUUCCUUCAAACAAAACACCAAGAAGAAAACGCUGAUAGGACAUAUCCUAACUAUCCAUUGUUUCCUCAAGAAGUCGAGAUUCGACCCAUAACUCCUUUCUGUUGGAAAAUCCUCAAAACCCUCACAAGACAUGAAAUAUUGGACGAAGACAAGUUACAACUUCCACAUGAGAAAAUCCUAGAUAUUUUGAUGAGAUACUAUUCAAAACGUGUCAUAUUUCUCACAAAUUAUCUGACUUGUCAGCUCAAUUUAUUUGUGAAAGAUAUUGAUACAAACACUAUCCAUUUUGUUACAUUGUGGAAACAUCCACAUGAAGAAAAUUUCACUAUGUGUGAGUCUUGGAUCAAAGAAUUUGUUAAGAGGAAGGAGCUUGUGGCUGGCAUGGUGGUUGGUAUGUAUUGGGAUUACGAGAAUUGCAUGUUUUGUUUCUCAGUAUUAGAGGGAAGUGAGUGACUCAAUAGAUUUAGAAUUGCUAUAACAUAUAAAUAAAUAUAUUCAUUUUAUGUUCAAAAUGAGAUCUAGCAAUAAAUUGUGUGAGACUUUUAAUUUUAAAUUUUUGGGUCUGGUAAA